Messenger RNA from Corapipo altera (White-ruffed manakin), 1152 nucleotides. RefSeq names its product ceramide synthase 4-like. The record is from RefSeq and is a predicted model, not a curated record. The transcript is spliced from 10 exons. Gene Ontology annotation, biological process: ceramide biosynthetic process. Gene Ontology annotation, cellular component: membrane. Lineage: Eukaryota; Metazoa; Chordata; Aves; Passeriformes; Pipridae. Bases 1 to 1065 code for a protein of 354 amino acids. Gene Ontology annotation, molecular function: sphingosine N-acyltransferase activity; DNA binding.
AUGGGAGUGUCAGGGGGGUUCUGGCACCAUGAAUUCUGGCUGCCAGCUGGAGCUACCUGGGAGGACUUGAAGGAGUCUGCAGACACACACUACCCGCAGCCUCAGGACCUCCUGCUCUGCAUCCCUGGUGCCCUGCUUUUGAUCUUUGUUCGAUGGCUUUUUGAAAGAACUGUGGCUCUGCCCUUGGGCAGGGGGUUGGGCGUGAGUGACAAGCAGAGGCCCAAAGUUCAGCCCAACGCCACGCUGGAAGGCUUCUACGUCCUGCUGGGCAGAACCCCGAAGGAGGAGGACCUGAUUUCACUGGCCAAGCAAAGUGACCUGCCCAUCAGAAAGGUGGAGACCUGGUUCCGGCUCCGGCGGGCCCAGGACCGGCCCAGGCUGAUGAAGAAGUUCUGUGAGGCCAGCUGGAGAUUUAUAUUCUAUUUCACCUCGUUCUUCUCCGGACUGGCUCUUCUGUAUGAUAAGCCCUGGUUUUGGGACCCCACCGUGUGCUGGUUGAAAUUUCCACAACAGCCUCUCCCACCUGCACUGGGCUGGUUCUACCUCCUGGAGCUCUCCUUCUACUGCUCACUCGUGGCCACUCUGCCCUUCGAUGUGAAGAGGAAGGACUUUAAGGAACAGAUCAUCCACCACAUCGCCACCAUCACUCUGAUCUUUGUCUCCUACUGUGCCAACAUGAUCCGGUUUGGGGUGAUGGUCAUGCUGGUCCAUGAUGCCUCCGAUUACAUUUUAGAGCUUGCCAAGAUGCUUCAUUACCUGAAGUGGCAGCGGGUCUGUGAUGCUGUUUUCUUUGCUUUUGCUGUGGUUUUCAUCAUCUCCCGGCUUGUCAUUUUCCCAUUAAUUGUAUACCAUUACUUUGUGACAAAACUUCCAUUGUUCCCCAUAAGCUGCCUGAUAAAUGCUUUCCUGGGGGUCCUGCAGCUGCUACACAUUUUCUGGUCCUAUCUGAUCAUCCACAUGAUCUUCAGUGUCAUCCUCUGUGGUGGGAAAAGACAAGAUGCCAGAAGUGACACCGAAGAGAGUGACGGGAGCGAAGCAGAGGAUCCAGCAAAGAACCAAGAAUAACUCAGGGCUUGCUGCAAAACACCAGGAGCCAGGCAGACUCUGGAGUGCAGGAAGGCUGAACAGAAGCUGGGGGAGAGGCCUGAGAAG